CAUCGCCCUGUCAACAUCAAAGCACAAACAAAAAAAGCUAGUGACAACGACAGUUUUAUUAACAUACUGCUGGUCUUUUUUCCACAAUUUGAACAGGACCAACAAAGUAUCUGCUUUGUCAGAGGCUAAAUGUGCUGGAAAUGUGCUAGCGUCCUGGUCCCCUUUAAAUCGCCGAAAUGACAUUAAGCAGGGCUUCUGGCAGCCUUUGCUGGAUCCAGAGAUCGUUGAUACGGUUUUGCUGUGUGGGAGGGAGGAAGACAACGCGAGCGGCUAGUGCUGGAUGUGUGUGCACCUUGAAGACCUCGUUGCCGGAGUGCUAGUCAAUGGAUUCGUCCCUGAAGCGCAACUGAUGGUUAAUGCAAUAUUACCAUUAUAUUUAUGGAGGAGACUACAGCCUACAUGCAGGAUAGCACUACGUUACAUUAAACGUUAAAUAUUUCGUCGAAGAUUGCUCCCAGAUUGUGCCGUUUUUCCUGCAGCCUCGUGCCCUUUUGACACCUGGCCGCCUCAAGUGUGCGGAGCGUCGCCGCCAUCUGUGUCCAACCGGAACAGGGUCUGAUCCACCGCCAUGGGCUCGAAGGGUGUGGAGAGGCGUAAGCCCCACACACCUGCGCAGACGCCCGAGGGCAACGUGGUCAUGAGCUUCAGCUUCGAGAGCUACCAGCUGGAGGAGGAGGAAUGCCACAGCAAAGACAUAUCUGAAAAAGGAGUCCUCGCUCUGUCUGAGCCAGCGUUUGAGGAGCCUAUUCCAGAUGAUCGUUACCAUGGGAUAUACUUUGCCAUGUUGCUGGCUGGAGUUGGCUUUUUACUGCCUUACAACAGUUUUAUCACAGAUGUGGACUACCUACACCAUAAAUUCGAAGGCACUUCCAUUGUCUUUGACAUGAGUCUGACGUACAUCCUCAUUGCCUUGGUGGCUGUGAUUCUGAACAAUGUUCUAGUGGAGAGGCUGAGCCUGCACACCAGGAUCACAGUGGGUUACGUCUUUGCUCUGGGCCCGCUGCUGUUUGUCAGCGUCUUUGAUGUGUGGCUGGAGAAGUUCACCACAAAGCAGGCGUAUGUCAUCAACUUGGUCUCCGUGGGUGUUGUGGCAUUUGGAUGCACAGUGCAGCAGUCGAGUUUCUAUGGCUACAUGGGGAUGCUUCCAAAGAGAUACACACAAGGCGUUAUGACAGGAGAAAGCACCGCAGGGGUCAUCAUCUCCCUCAGCCGCAUCUUCACCAAGUUGCUGAUCAAGAACGAGAGGAAGAACACCAUCAUCUUCUUCCUCAUCUCCAUCUGCAUGGAGUUCAUGUGCUUCCUGCUGCACCUGUUGGUGCGACGCACGCACUUCGUCCAGUACUACACCAGCCUUGCCCGCCAAGGCCUCAGCCAUCCCAAGGAUCACGGCCACCAGCCCGGCUCCGAGUACCAGGUCCACCAUGAUGUCAUUACAGAGGAAGUAAGAUUUGGCAAUGGUGCAGUGGGCGGUUCACCCCUAGAGGAGCGGCAGGAGGGGGAAUAUGCAGGGGGAAACGCAUAUGUUAGGUUUGGCAUCCCCAAAGCUAAAAUCAAGAAGAGCUGGCCAGGGUUAAAGGAUAUGAUCCUGCACCGAUAUGUAGUGUCCCGUGUCAUCUGGACCUAUAUGCUAUCAAUAGCCAUCACCUACUUCAUCACCUUGUGCCUAUUUCCUGGUCUGGAGUCUGAGAUACGCAAUCCCACGUUAGGGGAAUGGCUGCCUAUCCUUAUCAUGGCUAUCUUUAACAUGGCUGACUUUGUUGGCAAAAUCCUGGCUGCUAUUCCCUACGAAUGGCAAGGUAGCCGUCUGCUAUUCUUCUCCUGCCUGCGAGUGGUUUUCAUCCCCCUGUUCAUCAUGUGCGUGUAUCCCGCUCAGCGGCCUGCCCUCGGGCACCCGGCCUGGCCCUGCAUCUUCUCCCUACUCAUGGGCGUCACUAAUGGCUACUUUGGCAGCGUGCCCAUGAUCCAGGCGGCGGGCAAAGUGGCCCCCGAACAGAGGGAACUAGCAGGUAACACUAUGACGGUGUCCUACAUGGCCGGCCUGAUGCUGGGAUCUGUAGUGGCCUAUGCAGCCUACAGUUUCACUGCCCAAGGGUCCUUGCCCCACCCAGACACACACUAUAACUACACACUACUGACUGGCCACUGACUCUCUGCGACCCAGCACGACCUCUCUGCCAAACAACAAUGUCUACAAUGUCCAUUCCAUGAAACACGUCACAAGGUGACUGUAUGUAUGCUUCAAUGUAGCAAGAUCUCGGCUAAACACCAUUUCACAUACAACCACACAUAUCGCAGGCUCUGUGCUGUGCUAACCACUCAGAUUUAUACAGAAUGUAGUCCGUGAAGCGGAACAGGUCAUAGACGUGUAAAGAAAUAGAUGUAUAUGCUGCAUUGUGUUGCCUCUCACUGUGUACUUUGGUUUCGCUAUAAAUCUACAUGGCAUAUGUGCGCCCCCUUGUGUCAAAACGGGUGAAUUUUCUCUGUUGCUGUUCAAUGUUUAUGUUUGUUAAAUGCUUAUGUUUGGAGGAUCCAUAACGCUGUGAAUUUUUAUUUGGCCCAAUACUGAGCUGGUAUGAAAGAAGACAUACAGAGUACAGUCAAUGUGUUGAAACUACACUGGACACUGAUGGAGGUUCUGCCAGCAUUUUUGUUUAGUUUUCUAAAAAACAAAAAGUCUAAGGGAUCCACAAAGGGAAUCCGUAAAUGUUUACUGUAAGAUAAAGUGUCUUUUAAAUGGAGCCUGAUUGAUUUACCUCUUUGCUAAUGCAAGUUGAAUGUUCAUUACUGUGAAUAAAAGCUUUUUUUAUUUUUA
Alosa alosa (allis shad) is the source of this 2812-nucleotide messenger RNA. It is a transcript of the gene slc29a4a, whose product is annotated as solute carrier family 29 member 4a. Gene Ontology annotation, biological process: nucleoside transmembrane transport. The record is from RefSeq and is a predicted model, not a curated record. Bases 569 to 2146 code for a protein of 525 amino acids. Gene Ontology annotation, cellular component: plasma membrane. The transcript has 11 exons. Gene Ontology annotation, molecular function: nucleoside transmembrane transporter activity; monoamine transmembrane transporter activity. Lineage: Eukaryota; Metazoa; Chordata; Actinopteri; Clupeiformes; Clupeidae.